Messenger RNA from Drosophila novamexicana, 1353 nucleotides. RefSeq lists its product as uncharacterized. Bases 1 to 1278 code for a protein of 425 amino acids. Lineage: Eukaryota; Metazoa; Arthropoda; Insecta; Diptera; Drosophilidae. The record is from RefSeq and is a predicted model, not a curated record. The transcript is spliced from 2 exons.
AUGUUGCGGACCUUCUCAAUUUGGCUGCUGUUCGUGGCGGGUGCUUUGGCUGUUUGUGACCUGAAUUUGAUGGAGCCGAAGCCGAUUGUGGUGAAGAGAUUCGGCAGCAAGACGGCCAUCGUGAAGCGUGCCUUGACUAGCCUCCAAAUGUCCACGAACGAGACGGUGACCUUUCACUGUCCCACGGGCAUCAGCAUCAACAGGAACACCGGCCAGUCGUUAAAUAUCAAUGCGGCAACGGCGGAACUUCUGUGCACAGAUAAUGGCGUCUAUCUGGAUGAUCGCCAAAUAAUCCAGCAGCGCAGCGGCGCGUUCAUCAGCUGCAGCGCCGACUACAGCCAGACGCUGUACGAGAGCAACCACAGCCUCACCGGCUGCGAUGCGGAUGCAAUGACGCUGCUCGUUGGCUACCGGCUGCAGGCUCUGCCAGAUGUAAAGCUGCUGGGCAUGUGUUACGAUUUGGGAGCGUCGCGUUUACGCUUCGUCAGCUUUUUGGCAUAUGCGCCGCGCAAUGCGCUGCUCGAGAUGCACACAGACCACGAGCUGGCCGCCCUGCAGCUGGACAGCUACAUUGGCAGCCUGACCAAGUAUUUUCGAUUUCCCACCAAGUCGGAGUUCCAGACGCAAGUCGAUCGCCAGAAGCGCUUGGGCGAGCUCUACGAUGGAAAACUGUUUGAGUACGAGAGCCUGCUGCAGGAUACGCAACAGAUCCAGGAGCUGAACGGAUACACCGAUAUGCUUAGCAUUGUGUGGCUGCGCGCGCUCCGCUCGGGCAACUGGCUGCAUUGGCUGAACGCUUUGCGCUCUGCCGCCAGCGGCGGCGGCGUCGGCGACGAUGAAGACGUUGCUGGCAGCAGGUUUGAUGUGCGCGUCGGUGUUUCGGGCGUGGCAACGCUGCCCGUGGCACACAGCUGCAAUGCCAGCCGGCCGCUGCUGCUGGAGAAGAUCGGCGACAACACGUUGCAGGUGCCAGCGCACAUUUGGGCGCAUGUUCGAGCGCUGCAGCCGUCGCCCACUGUGCCCGAUGAGUUUGUUAUUGUCGCACACAAUUCGCCAUACUUCAAUGUGCUGGAGCUAAGCUCGUUCUGUGAGGACAUCUGCGCUGAGAUACCUUGGCUGAGCAACACUCUAUUUGGCCAGCUGCAUUUGGUGCCCAGCUACGGAGUCGUCAGCUGCUGUCGCAUGGAUCAGCUGCAAAAGCUCAGCGACUUUCCGCUUGCGCCAGCAGCGCUGCCCGCGCCGACAGCGGUGGUUUCAACGCCCAUAUCACUUAUCUAACCUCGGCGCUCUGAAAGCUUUUGCUGCGUGUCGAUCGUUUAAAAAUAAAUUUACUUCAUAAGCUUCACCCUUUUG